This is a messenger RNA of Pongo pygmaeus (Bornean orangutan), 501 nucleotides long. Its product is annotated as C-type lectin domain family 1 member B-like. NCBI's taxonomy places the organism in Eukaryota, Metazoa, Chordata, Mammalia, Primates, Hominidae. Gene Ontology annotation, molecular function: transmembrane signaling receptor activity. The record is from RefSeq and is a predicted model, not a curated record. Gene Ontology annotation, cellular component: plasma membrane. Gene Ontology annotation, biological process: platelet formation; signal transduction.
AUGCCUAUUGUUGAUGAUCAUCAAGAGAACACAGACGACCAUAAACGCAGCCCCUGUGAUGCAAACUGGAGAUAUUAUGGAGAUAGCUGCUAUGGGUUGUUCAAACACAACUUGACAUGGAAAGAGAGUGAGCAGUACUGCACUGACAUGAAUGCUACUCUCCUGAAGAUUGACAACCAGAACAUUCUGGAAUACAUCAAAGCCAGGACUGGUUUAAUUCAUUGGGUCGGAUUAUCCCACCAGAACUCUAAUGAGGUCUGUAAGUGAGAUGGCUCAGUUCUCUAAAAAAAUAUGUUUGAGCUUUCUGAAGAUGGAAAAGGAAAUAUGAAUUGUGCCUAUUUUCAUAAUCAGAAAAGGCACCCUACCUUCUGUGAGAACAAACAUUAUUUAAUGUGUGAGAGGAAGGCUGGUAUGGCCAAGGUGGACCAGCUACCUCAAUGCAAAGAAAGGGGCAGGAUAUCACAGAUAAGGGCUUUAUUGCACAAUAAAAGUUCUGAAUGA